Messenger RNA from Dendrobium catenatum, 1285 nucleotides. RefSeq names its product probable E3 ubiquitin-protein ligase RNF144A-B. Gene Ontology annotation, molecular function: ubiquitin conjugating enzyme binding; zinc ion binding; ubiquitin protein ligase activity. Gene Ontology annotation, biological process: positive regulation of proteasomal ubiquitin-dependent protein catabolic process; protein polyubiquitination; ubiquitin-dependent protein catabolic process. The record is from RefSeq and is a predicted model, not a curated record. The transcript is spliced from 3 exons. Bases 126 to 1091 code for a protein of 321 amino acids. NCBI's taxonomy places the organism in Eukaryota, Viridiplantae, Streptophyta, Magnoliopsida, Asparagales, Orchidaceae. Gene Ontology annotation, cellular component: ubiquitin ligase complex; cytoplasm.
UUUCUUCUAACUAGUGCUACUGUGCUCGAAGCCCUAACACUACCCGGCGUCGGUCGGCCUGUCAGAUUGCUUCGCCGCCCGGGAGCCGCUUGCUUUCGCUGCACUAGACUUUUCACCUGCUAGAUAUGCGUCCUCCGAAGCCGAGAGCUGGGCUGCAGGGGGGGUCUGAUCCUCCUCUGCCUCCGCAUAAACGUCCCACAGAUCAGAUACGCGAGGUACUGGACCUGAUGGCCGAGUUCGGGCAAACAUUGAAAUCUAAACAAAAUCUUCCAGGAACCAGCAGCCAGGUAGGCGUUCUUCUUGGACCUCGUGGUGAUCCAGGGCUCGGAAGAAGUUUGGAUGGUUUUCAAUUUCGUCAACCUGCAGAGACCCAGAAAACAACGGAUGCUCUUUACUCUCGUCAUAUUCCAGGGAUUGAAGGUGACCCAGACUGCAAUAAACACUACCACCAGGGCUCCAGCUCUGCUCCGAUCCAGAGAAUGAGGGACUGCCGCAUCUGCAUGCAACCCAGGCCCUUGUCUAAAUUAUUUCUCAUCAAAGGUUGCUUGCAUAGCUACUGUUCCAGAUGCUUGCGCUCCUAUAUCAAAACCAAGGUCAACAUGAAGGCGACUCUGAUUAAGUGCCCAGAUCCUGCUUGCAAAGAUAUCGAAUUGGAACCAUUGGCGUGCAAAUUGAUAAUCACAAAAGAGGUUUUUGAUCGCUGGUGUGAUCUUUUGUCUGAGUCCUCUGUCAGAGUGAAGUUUUACUGCCCGUUCAAGGAUUGCUCUGCACUUCUUAUAGAUGAAAGGGGCCAAGAGGUGAUGCAGGAAUCUGAGUGCCCACACUGUCAUAGACUUUUUUGUGCUCAUUGCGGGGUUCCAUGGCAUUCAGGUCUUAGUUGCAGUGAGUUCCUGGAAACGGAGAACCAUGAGGAUAAAACGCUGAUUAACUUGGCCCAGAAAAGCAAGUGGCAGAGAUGCCCCAAUUGCAAGUUUUAUGUGGAAAGAACCUCCGGGUGCAUGUUUAUCCAGUGCAGGUGCGGUGUCACCUUCUGCUAUGGAUGCGCAUCAGAGAUGGAGGAUGAUCACUUCUGUCAAAAAUGCAAACGUUAGAAGAUAAGUUAAGCUUCGUUUGGUACAGCUUUUGGAUAUUAAUUUUUACUGCUUUUAAAAAAGUUGUAUUAAAAAGUUUCGAUAGAAAGCAGUAAAAAAAUUGUCACAAACUAAGCCUUUGACUAAUUGGGAGGGGUGGUAAAUAUGAUUAAGAUCUCGAAGUUUUCUUUCAGUGAAUCUAAUGGAUUUGCUAA